CACAGACAGGCUGCGCGCUCACACAGACAGGCUGCGCGCUCACACAGACAUAUCAGCGAGAUUUCAGAGCCGGAUAUUAUCUAACGUGGCCAGACAUUCACCGGUUGCCCUUCAGAGAGGUCUCCAAUGGCCGAAAACCCUCCUGUGUGGCUGUGACAGAAGGGACACACACACACACACACACACACACACACACACACACACACACACAGGAAACGUCAUCAACAUUUUCCCGUAGUUAAAUGGUCGAGACCGAGUAGGUCACCGGCGAGAAAAGGAGGAUUAAAAAAAAACGGUAGGUCCAUUUCCUUUUCUCUGAUUAGAUAUCACGAGAGCGGAAGGGCAUCGCGUUAUUAUCAUCAUCAUGAUCAUCAUCAUCAUCACAAUGAUCCAUUUGGUGUAAGGUGUACUGGUUAGUGUUUAGCACGAUAUUUGCGUUUCGGUUUAAAUGAUAUUUGUCUUCGUCUGGACCAUAAAACGAUGCAGUGGAUGAAAUUUCGUCCACACGGUUUACUUCCUGCACAUAUGCUGUAGAUUGGAAUAAAGGUUUUGUCAAAUGCAUUGAGCUUUUUAUUCUAAUAACAUCAGGAAGCAGAUCAGAUGCUUUCUACAGAUAUUCAAAGAACUAGAAGGAUUCUUUUAAAAUAAGGAACCAACAUAUACUGGAUUAGGCUUUCUAAAUGGGGGAUUACAGUUUUGGAGUCCUGGUUAAAAACAACACAUCUAACAAAGCAGUUUUCCCAGUCAGAAUCCACCCGCACCUGCAACAUCCGGUCCACCAGCCAUCAAGCCCACCUGCUUUCAUAAACAAUACUCCGAGCAGCGGUGGGAAUGCAGGAUCGACUUGGCUUUUUCCUGCCGUAACAGCCCAUGCUAAUACGCAAGAUGAGAUACUGGAGUCUGACAAAUCUAAGGCCCAACAGCAGCAACAAGAAGACCAAGAAGGACAGGAAAAGCGACCUCGGACGCCUCAGGGCCACCAAGAGACUGUGAACAUCAUGUCUGAACUGGAAAACUCCAUGCCAGAGGAAGGUCAGCUGGACAAGGGGGCUGUAGAAAAUGGCAAUGGAAAAGAAGGUCUCCGGAUUGAAUCACCUGUGUUAUCUGGGUUUGACUACCAAGAACCAGCUGGCAUUGGGACGUUGGCACAUUCCAGUAGCUCCUCUUUGCCUGGCUUCAGCAGCUGGUCCACGGCUAUUCCCGCCAACCCUUCUGCCAUGAUGGAAGAGGUGGGUUUCUUUAGCCAAACUGCCACCACUGCUAAUGCUGCCCCUCCAUUGCUGUUCCAAAACUUCUCUCAUCAUGCAAGUCCUGGGUUUGGGGGGAGUUUUUCCCAUCAGAUCGGACCACUAUCCCAGCACCAUCCUCCUCCUCCUCACUUCCAGCACCCCCACAAUCAGCACCAGCAGAAUCGCAGGUCCCCUGCCAGUCCACAUCCUCCUCCAUUUAACCACCGCAAUGCUGCGUUCAGCCAGCUCUCUCAUUUGGGGAAUAACCUAAAUAAACCACCUUCACCAUGGGGAAAUUAUCAGAGUCAAUCCUCUACCCUUUCCUCCAACUCGUGGAGUCCAGGUGGAGGUUAUGGAGGGUGGGGAGGAUCUCAGGGGCGAGAAUACAGGCGAGGCCUGAAUGGAGGCAUGACUGCAAUUAACUCCAUUUCACCCCUAAAGAAAUCCUUCCCAAACAACCAGGCUUCUUCACAGAAGUAUGCCCGUAACAGCUCAAGCUUCAACCCCAAGCCAUGGAUGGAGGACAGCAUAAACCGCAAUGACAGCUUCUUUCCUUUUCAGGAGCGCAGUCAGUCCUUUGAUGGCUUCAGCAUGCACUCUCUGGAGAACUCACUGAUUGACAUUAUGAGAGCUGAGCAGGAUUCUUUGAAAGGUCGCUUUGGCUUUUCCCAUCCACCUGAAGAAGGCUCUCUCUCUGGAAAUGCAAGGAAUUAUGGAAGACGACGAGGUCCUUCGUCCCUGUUCCCUAUGGAGGACGAGCGCAGUUUUGGGGAUGAUGAGCGGUCUGAGCAGAGUCUAGGUGGUCUGGGUUCCACACACUGCUUUCCUCAUCAGAACGGCGAACGUAUCGAGCGAUUCUCUCGCAAAGUGUUUGUUGGUGGACUACCUCCAGAUAUAGACGAAGAUGAAAUCACUGCUAGUUUCCGUCGCUUUGGACACUUGUUUGUGGAUUGGCCUCACAAAGCAGAGAGCAAGUCCUACUUUCCACCCAAAGGUUAUGCGUUUCUACUAUUUCAAGAGGAGAGCUCAGUUCAGGCACUAAUCGAUGCCUGUAUGGAGGAGGAAGGGAAACUCUACCUGUGUGUGUCGAGCCCUACCAUCAAAGAUAAGCCUGUACAAAUCCGUCCAUGGAAUCUGAACGACAGUGAUUUUGUGAUGGAUGGCUCUCAGCCUCUGGACCCCAGGAAAACCAUCUUCGUUGGAGGAGUGCCACGACCUCUUCGAGCAGUGGAGCUGGCGAUGAUAAUGGACAGGCUGUAUGGAGGGGUGUGUUAUGCUGGCAUUGACACUGACCCUGAGCUGAAAUAUCCUAAGGGAGCCGGACGCGUGGCCUUCUCCAACCAGCAGAGCUACAUCGCUGCUAUCAGCGCUCGAUUUGUGCAGCUGCAGCAUGGCGAAAUUGAUAAACGGGUGGAAGUGAAGCCAUAUGUUCUGGAUGACCAGCUGUGUGAUGAGUGCCAGGGCACACGCUGUGGGGGCAAGUUUGCACCCUUCUUCUGUGCCAAUGUCACCUGUCUGCAGUACUACUGUGAAUACUGCUGGGCAGCCAUACAUUCGCGUGCAGGGCGAGAGUUCCACAAGCCCUUGGUGAAGGAGGGAGGAGACCGGCCUCGCCAUAUCUCCUUCCGCUGGAACUGACCCAGCACACAGGAUGACUGACCUAGCAUACAUGCACUUUUUCUUUUUUUGUUACAUUCUUUCUAUUUAGAUUUUUUUUUUAAAGUUUAAAAAAUAAUUUAUUCUAAGUUUUUAAUUUUUGGAAAAAUGAUGAUAAAAGAAGCUUUUUUUUUUUUUUUUUUUUUUUGCCGGACCGCCAAAUAGGUCGGCCAAGAAUAGUAAAUAUCCCUACUUGACUGAAUGACUGACUAAUUGAUUCCUUAUUGUUGAAUCACACAUGCAAAAAAAUCUUGAAUGAUUUUAAUGCAGUGUAAAUGACGAUUUUUGAGGUCACAUGCAAGACAAUAGUUUAAAAACUGAAAACACUGAAUGCAGCAAUAAAUGGCUGCCGUACAUUGGUUCUCUGCUAUUCACAGGCAGACACUUACAGUAUACAGACACCUAAACUGAUCGAUCACAUCCAAGAAUGAUUAUUUUCUUUGACAUUUGUUAACUUAUAACCAACAGGGCCGAGUUUACACUUAAAAAUGAACAUAUCAUAUAUCUCUGUCACAUUAGAUAUUAUGAAAUAGAGUCCAACUUAUUUGUCCAGAUUAAAUUUGUUCCUUUCACCACUGUAUAGCCAUGGUGAUAUGCUUAGCAUAAUGAUUUUGGUACAUUUGUGCAACAUAGCUAAUAAAAGCUAUCUUGUUAGAAAGAAAAACACUAGAAACCUGGAAUAGGCCAAGCAAAAUGCUACAUACCAGGAAUAUGGGAUCUAUAUUUCUAUAGUUCCAUUAUCUACAUUUUAUGUAACAUACAUUUAAGAUAUUUAAGUCAGAAAUCUUUACAUUAUGUGUCAUUGACAUUCAACAUGACGGAAGAGAGAGGUCACCUGGAACCUGCAUGAAUAAAUUGGCCAGGGAAUCACCCUGUUGGCUGCAUUUGCGGUCCGGCUAACCUAGAUUAAUGAAGUUUUAAUUCAAUGAACGUCUUAAUUUGGUGUGCAUGAAAACUUGAAUGCUUUAGAAUUAGUCACUAUAGGUGUUUAGAGUGACGCCUCUAAACUGCUGUCUUACUUUUAUCAUACUACUGUUGAGACCUUGCCUUUUUGUUGUGAUGGGUUGCAUUAGGCACAUGGACAGAACUACAUGUUAAAACGUAGUUGACUUGGUAGAGAAAUGAGGCAGGAUCUUUAAAGGUGCACAUUUCACUGUAAUUAAAAAAAAAUUAAAUAUGGUGUUGACUAGUUUUGAGACCGUAAGCUCAAAUAGUUGCACAAAUAAACACGUAGUAACUAUUCUAGCAAGAAACACUCGGACCUUACUAGCAAGAGACCAAACCUACUGUAAAACUAACAAGAUGCAGGUUUUUAAAAGGCUCUUUGAGCAUCACUGGCAUGUUUAGGUGGAAUUGCGUUGGCCACUGAGGCAGACAUACUGCUAAUAGUCUACAUAAUUAUGCAUAUUAAUUUUUGCUCACUGCAGGCACUUGCAAUCACUUUAACAUCAUCUUGGAUUUUACUCACAUGAUGGGCUCAGUAUAUGUCUAAAGAUCUCAAGGAGUAAGCACACUUUUGUGUCGCCUGUUCCGCAAGUCAGACUGACCAAAGAUAAGCCUUAGAGAUAACAAAUGUCUUCACCUCCCUGAAAUUACUGUUGUGUAAAAUAAGUAGGGCAGACUAGUAUUCAUGUCAUGUGAUUUAAAAAAAAACA
Messenger RNA from Tachysurus vachellii, 4540 nucleotides. It is a transcript of the gene cpeb4a, whose product is annotated as cytoplasmic polyadenylation element binding protein 4a. The transcript has 11 exons. The coding region runs from base 681 to 2867 and encodes 728 amino acids. Gene Ontology annotation, cellular component: synapse; nucleus; cytoplasm. The record is from RefSeq and is a predicted model, not a curated record. Gene Ontology annotation, biological process: negative regulation of cytoplasmic translation. Gene Ontology annotation, molecular function: mRNA regulatory element binding translation repressor activity; mRNA 3'-UTR binding; ribosome binding. NCBI's taxonomy places the organism in Eukaryota, Metazoa, Chordata, Actinopteri, Siluriformes, Bagridae.